This is a messenger RNA of Cantharellus anzutake, 777 nucleotides long. RefSeq lists its product as uncharacterized. The coding region runs from base 1 to 777 and encodes 258 amino acids. The transcript has a single exon. Lineage: Eukaryota; Fungi; Basidiomycota; Agaricomycetes; Cantharellales; Hydnaceae. The record is from RefSeq and is a predicted model, not a curated record.
AUGUUUGAAAAGGAUUUGCCCGACUAUGAUUGCUGGAACAAGGCCCACCAAAUGAAGGAUUUCCUCUUCCAGAUGGUGCAGGAUCCCUUGAUAUCUAGUGCCAUCAUGGAUGGCAAAGUCACUGCCGAGGACAUGACGAGCUUAGCCAGCAUCCCCCCACCAGCACAACCCACAUCGUCAUCAUCAUCACCACAAACAACCCCUGAAGAAUCCUCAAGGAAGAGAAGACGGUCAUUGUCCGCUUGUCCAACCUCGAAGAAACUCAGAAGGGCCUCUGACCAAAUCGAUGACAGGGCAGUCAUGCUGAGACCCAAUCGCUGGCGUCAAGUGGCAGGUCGAGCGUGGGUGGGAACCCCUCCUUUGACCAUAGGCGCACUGCACCGUGAUCACCAGACUCAAGGUACUGCUCCAGUGGGAACACAGCAGGAUGACUGCGAUGAGGAUGCGACAGAGGAUCCAUCCUUGGAUGAGCCAGAUGCUGCUGGAUCCAUGCUGGAGGAGUUACCUGAUGCUGCUCUUCCUCCCUUGGAUGCAUGCCAGGAGGAUACACGUAUGUUAGACGAUCUGUACUCUCAAUGCCCGCUGAAAGAGCUGCUCUCUGAUGGGUGGGAGUGGGAUGCUGAUUCGAUGCCAGAAGACCUGUGGAUGGGACAGGAUGGUGUCAGAGAGCUGGAAUGCUUGUCAGAAGACUGGGAUAUUGUCGGAGUCAGAAUACUGUCAGAGUCGGAACACUGUCAGGAGGCGGAUAGAAGACGGAUUGGGUUCUGUCUGAGUUGA